Phlebotomus papatasi is the source of this 538-nucleotide messenger RNA. RefSeq names its product thioredoxin domain-containing protein 17-like. Gene Ontology annotation, molecular function: protein-disulfide reductase [NAD(P)H] activity. Gene Ontology annotation, cellular component: cytosol. The record is from RefSeq and is a predicted model, not a curated record. NCBI's taxonomy places the organism in Eukaryota, Metazoa, Arthropoda, Insecta, Diptera, Psychodidae. The transcript is spliced from 2 exons. The coding region runs from base 91 to 465 and encodes 124 amino acids.
UUCCUCUAUCAUAGUCGGCUAAAUAAAUUUUAUUCAUUUUCCUUUCUGCUUUUCUGUGUCUAUUGAAACAAGAAAAAUCUUCCCGAAAAAAUGGUGAUUGAAGUGAAAUUGAAAGGAUAUGAAAAUUUCCUCGAGUACAUUGGAAAAUUGGACGCCAAAGGGGAGAAUGUAAAUGUUUACUUUACCGGUGAUAAAGUUGACGGGGUAUCCUGGUGUCCAGAUUGCAAUGAUGCAGAGCCCCAUGUCCGGAAGGCUCUGUCCCUGGCUCCAGAGAACUCCUACUUUAUCUACGUGGAAGUUGGCGAUCGAGCAUUUUGGAAAGAUCUCAAGUGCCCCUUCAGAACUGAUAAGAACAUCCAUAUUAGCGUAAUCCCCUCAUUUAUUCGCUGGAAGAAUCCACAGCGUCUCGAAGGCGUUGAUCAGAUCUCCAAGGAGGAUUUGCUAGAGCUCUUCCUGACUGAUUGAAAAGAUAUUUUGCAUUAUAUUUUCAAAUGAAAGACAAAUAUAUAUAUUUUUAAGAAAAAAAAAGUCCAAGAGC